This is a messenger RNA of Pantherophis guttatus, 1122 nucleotides long. RefSeq names its product collagenase 3-like. The record is from RefSeq and is a predicted model, not a curated record. Gene Ontology annotation, biological process: collagen catabolic process; extracellular matrix organization. Gene Ontology annotation, molecular function: metalloendopeptidase activity. NCBI's taxonomy places the organism in Eukaryota, Metazoa, Chordata, Lepidosauria, Squamata, Colubridae.
AUGACCUUGUCCCUUGACCAUCCUGACCUGCAUGGCUGGCUGCUGUCUUUCCGGGGUUUGCUGACAAAAGCUGCCUCUGCUCCUUGGCUUGGCAAAGAGUCUGUUGUCAAACCUGCAGGAGCCAUCUCUGCUGGGAAGCAAGUGGUUCUUACAGUUCUUACCACAGACCAGAGAUGGAGCUAUCUGGACAGUUACUACAGUCAAGGAACAGUUUGGAAAAGAAGCUCAGCAUCUUUGCUUGACAAGCUGAAAUACAUGCAGUCUUUUUUUAAGCUGAAAGGAAAUGGGCAAAUGACCUCAGAAACCUUUGAACUAAUGAAACAACCUCGGUGUGGCGUGCCUGAUAUGGCCGGGUAUCAUUUUUUCCCCAGGAAGAUUAAGUGGCCAGUGUUGGAUUUAACAUACAGAAUUGUGAACCAUACCCUGGAUCUGAGCUGGGAAGAAGUGGACCAAGCAAUGCAUGAAGCUUUGCAAGUAUGGAGUGAUGUCACCCCUCUUCAUUUCACCAGGAUCUUUAAUGGCACUGCUGACAUUAUGAUCUCUUUUGGAUCCAAAGAGCAUGGAGACUUUGUACCUUUUGAUGGACCAUUGGGUCAACUAGCUCAUGCUUUCCCGCCUGGUGACAAUAUUGGAGGGGAUGUCCACUUUGAUGAUGAUGAAACAUGGACUAAUGAUUCUAGAGAUUUUAAUUUAUUUGUGGUUGCAGCCCAUGAGUUUGGCCACACAUUGGGGCUACAACACUCAAGUGACUCUGAAGCUUUGAUGUACCCUCUUUACACUUACCGUAGCCUGAAGGACUUUGUUCUUCCUGAAGAUGACGUAGAAGGCAUCCAAGCUCUUUAUGGUCCAAAAAAGAAGACAAGCAAUGCUAUAAUUCCACAGAAGUGUGAUGCAAACUUCUCUGCAGAUGCUGUUGCAGAUAUAGAUGGUGAUAAAAUCAUAUUCAAGGACAUAUUUGUGUGGCAUCACAAUUAUCAGACGAUUGGUGAAGGUUGGAUGGUUAUUGAUUCUGUUUGGCCAGAACUUCCAAACUUCCCAGUUGAUGCAGCUUAUUAUUCCCCAGAGAAGGACCUUCUCUUCCUAUUUCGAGGUGAAUGUUGCUUUGCCUUUCAUCCAUGCUAG